Ceratotherium simum simum (southern white rhinoceros) is the source of this 3352-nucleotide messenger RNA. It is a transcript of the gene MIGA1, whose product is annotated as mitoguardin 1. NCBI's taxonomy places the organism in Eukaryota, Metazoa, Chordata, Mammalia, Perissodactyla, Rhinocerotidae. Gene Ontology annotation, biological process: mitochondrial fusion. The record is from RefSeq and is a predicted model, not a curated record.
GCGGGGAAGCAGGCGGGAGCCGGCUGCACCUGGCUUGGAGCGCCAGAUUUCUAGAAGAGGAGUCAUGUCAGAAGAAACAGUAAGCAAAUCACAGUUUUCCUUGAAGACAGCAGCGCUAAGAGUGUUUGAUCUUCCUCUGUCUUGGUACUAUUCUCUCUCCCAGAUCAAAUUUUCACCGGUAGCUAAAAAGUUGUUUGUGGUAACUGCAGUGAGUGCUGUAUCUGUAAUUUUUCUGGCCCAUCACUUUAAAAGAAGACGUGGAAAGAAGAAAGGAAAAGUAUUACCAUGGGAACCAGAGCACCUCAUACUUGAAUACACUAAAAGAGCAGCAUCAGACAAAGGUUCAAGUUGUUCCAGUAGUAGACAGAAUUUGACAUUAUCUUUAAGUUCUGCCAAAGAGAAAGGCUCUCAGUCUUGUAACUAUGCUAAUGGAGGACUUUUCAGUAAACUCUCAGGUUCUGCACAGAGUUUGACCUCCGUCCAGAGUGUCAAUUCUUGUCAUAGCUGUGCUUGUGGCAAUUCUAAUUCCUGGGACAAAGCAGAUGAAGAUGAUAUUAAACUUGUUAAUAUUCCUGUUACCACUCCUGAGAAUUUAUACUUGAUGGGUAUGGAAUUGUUUGAAGAGGCGUUGCGUCGAUGGGAACAAGCUCUAACCUUUCGAAAUAGACAGGCUGAAGAUGAAGCCUGUGGUUCCAUUAAAUUGGGUGCAGGAGAUGCCAUUGCUGAAGAAAGUGUAGAUGAUAUUAUUAGUACUGAAUUUAUCCAUAAACUUGAAGCUCUGCUGCAAAGAGCAUACCGUCUCCAAGAGGAGUUUGAAGCUACCCUGGGGGCAUCUGAUCCUAAUUCUCUUGGCAAUGAUAUUGAUAAAGAUACAGAUAUCACCAUGAAGGGGAACGUGGAUGACUUUGGCCUGCGAGACACCUUGAGCAUCGCAUCGACUGAUUCCUUUGCUUCAGCAGCAGAGCUUGCAGAACACAGAGAAGGUCGGCACGCCUACAGCCUAGAGUCUCUUUGCCACUGUCCUUUUUAUGAAGAAGCCAUGCAUUUAGUCGAAGAAGGAAAAAUUUACUCAAGAGUGCUUAGAACUGAGAUGUUGGAGUGCCUAGGAGACAGUGAUUUUCUUGCCAAACUUCACUGUAUUCGACAGGCUUUUCAGGUAAUUCUUUCAGAAACUGCCAACAGGAUAUUUCUUGCUGAGAGUGGAAGGAAAAUUUUAUCAGCAUUAAUUGUGAAAGCUCGAAAGAAUCCAAAGAAGUUUGAAGAUGUUUUUGAUGAAAUGAUCUAUUUUUUAGAGCAGACUGAUCACUGGGAUAGUACUGAAAUGGAACUUGCUGCUAAAGGAGUGAAAAAUCUAAAUUUUUAUGAUGUGGUUCUGGAUUUUAUAUUAAUGGAUUCCUUUGAAGAUUUAGAAAACCCACCCACAUCCAUUCAGAAUGUAGUAAAUAAUCGCUGGCUAAACUCCUCCUUCAAAGAAACCGCUGUGGCUUCAAGUUGUUGGUCGGUGCUGAAACAGAAAAGGCAGCAGAUGAAGAUCCCAGACGGAUUUUUUGCCCAUUUUUAUGCCAUUUGUGAGCAUGUCAGCCCUGUCCUCGCCUGGGGCUUUCUGGGUCCUAGAAAUUCUCUCUAUGAUUUAUGUUGCUUCUUUAAGAAUCAAGUUCUUUUCUUUCUCAAAGAUAUUUUUGACUUCGAGAAGGUGCGCUAUUCCAGCAUAGAGACUCUGGCCGAAGACCUCACGCACUUACUUAUUCGCCGCACUGAACUUCUAAUGGCCUAUCUCGGAGCUGACGCCCUGAGGCACACAAGCAGCUGUGUAAGUGGUCACGGCCACGUUGUGUCCGGUGGCCUACUGGAAGCCAAAGUACAAUAAGUACCGUAAGCACCAUGCAAUGUGAGUGUGCUGUGAAAUAUUUUAAGGUAACUAUUGAUUUUGUAACAUAUAUUACACAGAGUUGGUGGAUAUGGACUCAGGGAGGAAAAACAGUCUAGUAAAGAAUGAGUACUGUACUUACACAGAAGUUCUGUCAUCGACUCCCUGUGUAGCGCAUCCAAAGCGGCUUUUUACAAUCUUUAGGUAAUAAUUUAAGUUGUGAAAUGUUGCAUAGUUUGCGGAAAUAUUGCUUGAAUUGAAGCCAGUACUUGGGAGUUAAUUGAUUUGUCGUCUAGAAGCUGUCUGAAAUGUCCAGUAUCAUUCGCAAAAGCUGUUUUCACGCUUUGUACCUUGAAAACGUCCACUUUAGCCAAGACCUUUGUGGCCCACGCGUGCAAGAAUAUAUUACUCCUAGUGUCAACCAACUUGGCUUUGCUUGAAAAUGUAUUUUUAAUUGUCAAGUUAUUCAUUUGUUUAAUCAAGUUUAGGCAGUAGUGGUGUUUAAUAUGUACUGCUUACAUUAUGGCUUGUGCAUUUGCUUAUGUAUUUGAGUCAAAUUGUAAUGGCUCAGUAUCAUUAUAGAACAUUUAAAUGAAUUGACACUGAGAAGUUUUCAAGUUACAAGUUCAUGUUAGAUUUACUGCAGUUUCCAAAAUAUAUUACUGUUGGUCCUAUAAGUUACAAAGGACUGAAGAAAUUUCUUGUCUCUUUUUAUAGAUCAGAGCACUUUUCCCUUGAAUGAAUAUUGAUUUAACUAUGACAGCCAAUUAAAAUUUUUCCUGUGUAGUUUUGAGACUGUCUCCCAACAUCUGAAGAUAUUAAUCUUGGUACCAUAAAAUUAUUUCUUCUUUCUCCUACAAAACUGGCUUCUAGUUAUUCUCACAGAGAACUUAGCAUACUGAGAAUGUGUCACAUUAUGCCCGUAUCUUUAAAAUAUUCAUACUUUGACUUUUAGUGAGGUUUUAAAGAAGUUUUUCUUUUCCCCUGAAUAUAGAACAUAAUAUUUUUAAUGGUAUAGAAGUAUAUUUCAUGUCCUUUAUGAUAAAUGUAUGAACAAAUGGGUUGUUCAUAUGAGUAAGGUUCUUCAGAAUAUAUUAGCUACUUUCAGAGUUGUAUUAGUUUUGUGUCUAAAUCAUAUACCACUUAUUUGGAGUGGCUGACUCAGUAUACCAAUGGAUUGGAUUUGUUGAUUUUGCUCCUAAAGUGGGCUUUAUUCAUUUUAGGAAUGAGUUACCCAGAAGAAUCUAAAAUAUAUUUUUUUAAAAUGCAUUUUUAGAUUAAAGUGCCUAGUUUCUGAUUAAUGGAUAGAAAAUGAAAAGUGGGAAUAAAAGCAUAAUCUUUUAAGGUUUUAAAUUUAUGUAUGUGCCACAUUUAUGUACUAUUGGCCACAAAGUAUGAGAUUCAGAAUCUUUAUGCUGUUUGCAUGUACUGUGUUCCAUAAUGUGCAUAUUACAGCAUUAAACAAUAUGAAAUAUUGCUCUAAUA